AUGCCGUGCCAGCAGUGGAGGUGCAGGUGGGCUCUGCCCUGCGCCCUGAUCCUGCUUCUCUCAGGUCUCCAAAUCCUGGUGACUCACGGCUGGGGUCCCCAAGGGGAAGGCAAUGGUGAACACACAACAGCCUUGGACCUUUACUUCCCUGCCACCGUGGAGUACGCCUUACAUGUAUACAACCUGAAGAGCCAAGACAGCAAUGCAUACAAGGUGGUGCGUGUCCUAAGGUCGUGGAGGGAGCAGGUUGAUUUCGGGAUCGUGUUCUCCAUGGAGCUGGAGCUCAGCCGAACCAGCUGUGGGAAAUUUGAUGAAGACAUUGACAACUGUCCAUUUCAAGCAAGUCCCAACAUGAACAACACCAUCACCUGCCUCUUUACAGUCGACACUGAACCCUGGGAAACAAAGUUUCAGCUCCUGAACAACACCUGCUCGGAGGGCUCCACUGAGUGA
This is a messenger RNA of Hippopotamus amphibius kiboko, 453 nucleotides long. Its product is annotated as cystatin-9-like. Bases 1 to 453 code for a protein of 150 amino acids. The transcript has 3 exons. The record is from RefSeq and is a predicted model, not a curated record. Gene Ontology annotation, molecular function: cysteine-type endopeptidase inhibitor activity. NCBI's taxonomy places the organism in Eukaryota, Metazoa, Chordata, Mammalia, Artiodactyla, Hippopotamidae. Gene Ontology annotation, biological process: antimicrobial humoral response.